UGGUUGAAAGUUUGGCAAAGGUUUAUGAACAAAGAGAAGAGAAGAAUGAUACAUUGAUCAUUUCUGAAAGGGAAAAGUAUUGGGGAAGUUUGUGUGGAUCACCGUAACUAUCAUACCAUUUUUGUUUUCAGUUUGCGACAGUCAUUUAACCCAAGCUGAUAAUGGCCACGUUCAACCUCAGCAGCUUCAAUCCAGGCUUUUUCAUCCUCCUGGGAAUCCCAGGGCUGGAGCAGUUCCACAUAUGGAUUGGGAUUCCCUUCUUUAUUAUCUACCUUGUGGCCUUUGCCGGCAACAGCAUCCUCCUCUACCUCAUUUUUAUGGAGCGCAGCCUGCACGAGCCCAUGUUCUUUUUCCUCUCCAUGCUGGCUGCUACAGAUCUCAUCCUAUGUAAUACAUGUGUUCCCAAAACCUUCAGCAUCUUUUGUCUGGGUCCUCAGCAGAUCACGUUUCCUGGAUGUCUUACUCAGAUGUUUUUCCUCCACUUCAGCUUUGCCAUGGAUUCUGCUAUCCUGCUGGCCAUGGCAUUUGAUCGAUAUGUUGCUAUCUGCUUCCCCCUAAGAUACACCACCAUCCUCACUCAUCGGAUUAUCACUAAGAUUGUGGUGGCAAUUGUCAGCAGGAGCUUUUGUAUCAUCUUCCCAUGUGUGUUCCUGUUAAAGCGAUUGCCUUUCUGCCGAGCGCUCAUCGUUCCCCACACAUACUGUGAACACAUAGGCAUUGCUCGUCUGGCCUGUGCUGACAUCUCCAUCAAUAUCUGGUAUGGCUUUGCGGUACCUAUAAUGACUAUUAUGUCAGACCUGAUCCUCAUUGGCAUUUCCUACACUGUUAUUCUUCGUGCUGUCUUUAACCUUCCCUCCCGGGAUGCCCGCCACAAAGCCCUUAGCACAUGUGGUUCCCAUGUUUGUGUCAUUCUUAUAUUCUACACACCAGCCAUAUUCUCUGUACUUGCCCACCGUUUUGGUCACAAUAUUCCCCACUCUUUUCACAUACUGUUUGCUAACCUCUAUGUAGCCGUCCCUCCAGCCAUCAACCCAAUCAUCUACGGGGUAAAGACCAAGCAGAUUCGGGACAAAAUCAACCUCCUGUUCUUCCCCAAAGCAAACCCUUGAUGUGGCACUGAGUGCUUGGGAAAG
Peromyscus maniculatus bairdii (prairie deer mouse) is the source of this 1133-nucleotide messenger RNA. RefSeq names its product olfactory receptor 52H1-like. The record is from RefSeq and is a predicted model, not a curated record. Gene Ontology annotation, biological process: G protein-coupled receptor signaling pathway. Gene Ontology annotation, cellular component: plasma membrane. Gene Ontology annotation, molecular function: olfactory receptor activity; G protein-coupled receptor activity. Lineage: Eukaryota; Metazoa; Chordata; Mammalia; Rodentia; Cricetidae.